Candoia aspera is the source of this 1094-nucleotide messenger RNA. It is a transcript of the gene COPS6, whose product is annotated as COP9 signalosome subunit 6. Gene Ontology annotation, cellular component: COP9 signalosome. Lineage: Eukaryota; Metazoa; Chordata; Lepidosauria; Squamata; Candoiidae. Bases 35 to 1054 code for a protein of 339 amino acids. Gene Ontology annotation, molecular function: protein binding; metallopeptidase activity. Gene Ontology annotation, biological process: protein deneddylation. The record is from RefSeq and is a predicted model, not a curated record. The transcript is spliced from 10 exons.
UCUACGGAGCCUCGGCGGGACCUCCGCGGCCAAGAUGGCGGCGCCGGCUGGUGCUGUUAUGACUCCGGCCGGCGGCGGCGGCGGCGGCUCUUCUCUGGCCGGGACGGGCAGCAGCAACGGGGCUGGCAUGGAGGUGGACGCGGCGGCGGCGCCGGCGGUGAUGGCGUCGGGCGUGACGGGCAGCGUGUCGGUGGCGCUGCACCCGCUGGUCAUCCUCAACAUCAGCGACCACUGGAUCCGAAUGCGCUCGCAGGAGGGCCGCCCCGUCCAAGUGAUCGGGGCCCUGAUCGGCUGCCAGGAGGGCCGCAACAUCGAGGUGAUGAACUCCUUCGAACUGCUGUCGCACGCCGUGGAGGAGAACGUGGUGAUCGACAAGGAGUAUUAUUACACCAAGGAAGAGCAGUUUAAGCAAGUGUUCAAGGACCUGGAGUUCCUAGGUUGGUAUACCACUGGUGGCCCCCCCGAUCAGUCUGACAUCCAUGUCCACAAACAGGUUUGUGAGAUCAUUGAAAGCCCCCUGUUCCUCAAGCUGAACCCCAUGACCAAGCACACCGACCUGCCAGUCAGUGUCUUUGAGUCGGUGAUUGACAUCAUCAACGGAGAGGCCACAAUGUUAUUUGCUGAGUUGACAUACACGCUAGCCACAGAGGAGGCAGAGCGCAUUGGAGUUGAUCACGUGGCACGGAUGACAGCAACAGGCAGUGGGGAAAACUCCACAGUCGCUGAACACCUCAUUGCGCAGCACAGUGCCAUAAAGAUGCUCCACAGCCGUGUCAAACUUAUUUUGGAAUAUGUUAAAGCCUCAGAAGCAGGUGAGGUACCUUUCAACCAUGAGAUCUUGCGAGAAGCCUAUGCCCUUUGCCACUGCCUGCCUGUACUGAGCACGGACAAAUUCAAGACAGAUUUUUAUGAUCAAUGCAAUGAUGUGGGCCUCAUGACCUAUCUGGGCACCAUCACCAAGACCUGCAACACCAUGAACCAGUUUGUGAACAAGUUCAACAUCCUCUAUGACCGUCAGAGCAUUGGGCGCCGCAUGCGAGGACUUUUCUUCUAAGAUUUGGUGCUCCCUAAUAAAGUGGUUGUGCUGACUGAGA